AUGCAAAAACAGAGAGAAAAUGGAGAGGUGAUUGAUGUCAGGACAAAGAAAUUGGGGAGGGUAGGUCCAAAACCAAAAGAAUGGCCAGAUGCACUGCUACAGUCAGUCCCUCUAAGGUUGCGGACAACCGAAAGAAGUUAUGCGGCUGCUUUGGGAAUUUCACAUGUCACACUUUACAGGUUGAUUAAACAGGGCAAAUUAAGGGUUCAUUCAAGCAACAAUCAUCCAGCCCUCAGUGCAGAUCAUAAGAUUGCAAGGAUGAAUUGGGUUUUAUCCCAUAUCAUCCCUGGCACACCCACAACAAAUCCCAGAUUUGUUGAUAUGGAUAAAGUCAUUCAUAUCGACGAAAAAUGGUUUUAUUUAAACCCGGAGACAAGGAAGUUUUAUCUCUGUCCACUAGAAGAAGACCCAUACAGAUGCCAACAAAGUAAAAGGUUCAAAGUGAAAGGCAUGUUCAUGGGACUCAUUGGCAGAGUACUUCAAGAUGAACAAGGCAGAAUUAUUCACGAUGGGAAGUAUGGGAUUUUCCCAUUUGUGUAUGAGCAAAUGGCUAAAAAAAGUAGCAAGAACAGGCAAGCUGGGACAAUGGAAUUAAAAGCCCAUCAACAUGUCACAAAAGAUAUCAUAAGAGAUAUGCUUUUAAACAAAGUCAUUCCAGCUAUUCUAGAGAAGUGGCCAAGACAAUUAGGCAGGAAUGUGUACAUUCAAUGGGACAACGCUAGACCACACAAAAUACCAACAGAUCCAGAGUUUGUGGCAGCAGCAACCCAAAGGGGCCUCAACAUCCAAAUGAUAUAUCAACCAGCCCAAUCCCCUGAUUUAAAUGUCUUAGACUUAGGCUUAUUCAACUCAAUUCAGUCACUGCAAUAUCAUACUUUCCCAACUAAUUUGUCUGAGUUAAUUAAGGAAGUUGAGAAUGCAUACACUGAGUUUGACCCUAUUGUGAACAGAAACAGUUGGCUGACAUUACAAAUGGUUAUGCUUAAGAUUCUUCAGCAUAAAGGGGGAAACAACUUCAAAACUCCACAUAUGGCAAAGGAAAGGCUGGAAAAUGUAGGAAUUUUGCCCAGAAAUGUUCCAGUGGACAAACAUAUUUUAGAGGAGGCAAUCCACUAUCUUAGUAAAAGGUUCAGGCCAUCAGAUCGACCAAAUGACACAAAUGCAGAACAAGAAGCAGGAAAUGAAGAAGGAAGGAAUGAAGUGGAUGCAGACUAA
This is a messenger RNA of Chenopodium quinoa (quinoa), 1215 nucleotides long. RefSeq lists its product as uncharacterized. Gene Ontology annotation, molecular function: nucleic acid binding. The transcript has a single exon. The record is from RefSeq and is a predicted model, not a curated record. Bases 1 to 1215 code for a protein of 404 amino acids. Lineage: Eukaryota; Viridiplantae; Streptophyta; Magnoliopsida; Caryophyllales; Amaranthaceae.